Molecule: messenger RNA, 852 nt
Organism: Ailuropoda melanoleuca (giant panda)
Lineage: Eukaryota; Metazoa; Chordata; Mammalia; Carnivora; Ursidae
Gene: KCNMB3
Product: potassium calcium-activated channel subfamily M regulatory beta subunit 3
Exons: 4
Coding region: 1-852 (283 amino acids)
Biological process (GO): detection of calcium ion; potassium ion transport
Cellular component (GO): membrane; voltage-gated potassium channel complex
Molecular function (GO): potassium channel regulator activity; calcium-activated potassium channel activity
Source: RefSeq, a predicted model, not a curated record
AUGCAGCCCUUCAGCAUCCCCGUUCAAAUUACACUCCAGGAUGGCCGGCGGCGCCCGGGAAGGACAGCCUUUUCUGCCUCAGGGAGGAAUAGAAAUAUAGACCACAGUGAUGGUGGCGUCCCAGACGUGCGCAGGAAGCUACCGUCCAGUGCUGGAGAGGACCGAGCCGUGCUGCUAGGGUUUGCAAUGAUGGGCUUCUCAGUCCUCAUGUUCUUCUUGUUUGGAAUAACCGUCCUCAGGCCUUUCUUGCUCAGCACUCAGAGAGAAGAAUCAAACUGCACUAUCAUCCACACUCAGAUCAUGGAUGACUGGAUGGACUGUGCUUUCACCUGCGGUGUGGACUGCCGAGGCCAGGGCAAGUACCCAUGUCUUCAGGUGUUUGUGAAGCUCACCCAUUCAGGUCAGAAAGCUCUCCUGCAUUAUAAUGAAGAGGCUGUCCAGAUAAAUUCCAAGUGCUUUUACACGCCUAAGUGCCACCGAGACAGGAAUGAUUUGCUCAACAGUGCUCUGGACAUAAAGGAAUUUUUUGAUCACAAAAAUGGGACCCCCUUUUCAUGCUUCUACAGUCCAGACAGCCGGUCUGAAGAUGUCAUUCUCAUAAAAAAGUACGACUACAUGGUUCUCUUCCACUGCUUGUUCUGGCCGACGCUGACCCUGCUAGGGGGUGCCCUGAUUGUGGGCAUGGUGAGAUUGACACAGUACCUGUCCCUGCUGUGCGAGCAAUACAGCACCGCGCGCAGAGAUGAGGCAGGCGGCAAAGUACCUUCUGCGGAACAGCAUCGAUUCAAACUGUGGAGUGUGGGGAGGAGCCAAGAAAGGAGCAGAGAAAUCUUACGAUGGUGGCCAGAUUAG